Messenger RNA from Strongyloides ratti, 1092 nucleotides. RefSeq names its product Glycoprotein-N-acetylgalactosamine 3-beta-galactosyltransferase 1. Bases 1 to 1092 code for a protein of 363 amino acids. NCBI's taxonomy places the organism in Eukaryota, Metazoa, Nematoda, Chromadorea, Rhabditida, Strongyloididae. Gene Ontology annotation, cellular component: membrane. The transcript is spliced from 2 exons. The record is from RefSeq and is a predicted model, not a curated record. Gene Ontology annotation, molecular function: N-acetylgalactosaminide beta-1,3-galactosyltransferase activity.
AUGUCUUUAAGUAAUGGAUCAUAUUCCACUUUGAAAGUAUGUUGUUUAAUGGCAUUUACUUCAGUAUUAACUAUUUUUGUUAUAAUUUUACUUGAUUAUUCAAACUUUUCAAGACCACUUUUAAUUGAAAAUUAUAAAACUAAUAAAGUUUAUGAAGUUAAUCAAUCACAAGAAUAUCAAGAUAGUGGAAAUUUAAAUAUUGUUGAAAAGAUAUCUAAACGUGUAAGAAUAUUCUGCUAUAUUUUAAGUUCAGAAAAAUAUCAUAAAACUAGAAGUAUUCACGUUAAAGCAACAUGGGCUAAAAGAUGUAAUAAGUAUAUUUUUAUGUCUUCUUUAGAUGAUCCUUCAUUACCAUCUAUAAAUUUAAAUGUUACUGAAAGUAAAGAUCAUUUAUGGGAAAAAACAAAAAGAGCAUUUAAAUACAUUUAUGAAAAUGAUUUUAAUGAUUAUGAUUGGUUUUUAAAAUCUGAUGAUGAUACAUAUGUUGUAAUGGAAAAUUUACGUUUUAUGUUAAUGAAUUACUCACCAAAUACUCCCAUUUAUUUUGGAUGUAAAUUUAAACCUUUUGUAAAACAAGGUUACAUGUCUGGUGGUGCUGGAUAUGUUUUAAGUAAAGAAGCAGUAAGAAGAUUUGUUACUGAAGGUUUACCAGAUCCUCAAAAAUGUAGAAGCGAUCAAGGUGGUUCUGAAGACAUUGAAAUGGGGAAGUGUUUACAAAAUGUUGGAGUCGUUGCCGGUGAUUCAAGAGAUUCAAAUGGUUAUCAUAGAUUUUUCCCUUUACAACCAAACUUUUAUUUAAAUCCAACUUUAAAAUAUAAUGAUUUUUGGAUUUGGAAAUAUACUUAUUAUCCAAUGAAAACUGGAAAAAAAUGUUGUAAUGACUAUACUAUAUCUUUUCAUUAUAUUGAUAGUAAUCUUAUUUAUGUUAUGGACUAUCUUAUAUAUAAUUUAAGACCUUUUGGUCAAUUUUCUGAAUUUGACAAAAAUCUUAUUCUUAGUGGUAGAAAUGAAUCAAUUGCCAAAAUUGAAAAUGAAAUUCUUGAAAAUGCUUAUAAAUUAUCAAGAAAAGUUUCAAGAGUACAAGAAAUAUAA